AUGGAUACGGGCACCACCGUGAGUAGCUUCCCGAAGGUGGCUUAUGAAGCGUUACGUGACGCUUUUGUUGCGAAAACCACGAAUGUCCCUCGGCUAGCUAGAGUAGAAAUGUUCUACACUUGUUAUAAUUUGUCUGGGUUUGUAUAUCGUAUACCGAUCAUAUCGUUCUAUUUCUCAAGUGGGACAGUCGUGAACAUCCCACCAAAUUACUUUUUAAUUGUUCUAGAUGGGGGAAUUUCUUGUCUUGCAUUUACUUCAUCCUCUUCUGAUUUAUCUAUUAUUGGAAACAUCCAGCAAGAACAAAUACAUAUUACAAUUGAUAUGGCUUCUAUCUCUGCAAGAUUUGGUCCCAACAAUUGCUGA
Molecule: messenger RNA, 363 nt
Organism: Quercus lobata
Lineage: Eukaryota; Viridiplantae; Streptophyta; Magnoliopsida; Fagales; Fagaceae
Product: protein ASPARTIC PROTEASE IN GUARD CELL 2-like
Exons: 1
Coding region: 1-363 (120 amino acids)
Biological process (GO): proteolysis
Molecular function (GO): aspartic-type endopeptidase activity
Source: RefSeq, a predicted model, not a curated record